Gekko japonicus is the source of this 3011-nucleotide messenger RNA. RefSeq names its product stromal interaction molecule 2 (gene STIM2). The record is from RefSeq and is a predicted model, not a curated record. The transcript is spliced from 12 exons. Gene Ontology annotation, molecular function: calcium ion binding; calcium channel regulator activity; protein binding. Gene Ontology annotation, cellular component: plasma membrane; endoplasmic reticulum. Gene Ontology annotation, biological process: store-operated calcium entry; activation of store-operated calcium channel activity; intracellular calcium ion homeostasis. Lineage: Eukaryota; Metazoa; Chordata; Lepidosauria; Squamata; Gekkonidae. Bases 1 to 2085 code for a protein of 694 amino acids.
AUGUUGAAUGAAGAGAUGAUGUGUAACAACCCUUGCCAUUUACUCACCCCACCGUGUUUUACCGAGGAGGAUAAAUACAGUCUUGAAGCACUUCGCACAAUUCACAAACAAGUGGAUGACGACAAAGAUGGUGGUAUUGAGGUAGAGGAAAGCGAUGAGUUUAUUAGAGAAGAUAUGAAAUACAAAGAUGCUUCCAACAAACACAGCCACUUGCACAGAGAAGACAAACACAUCACCAUUGAAGAUCUGUGGAAACGCUGGAAAACAUCUGAAGUUCACAACUGGACGCAAGAAGAGACGCUUCAGUGGCUGGUGGACUUUGUUGAACUUCCUCAGUAUGAGAAGAACUUCAGAGAAAGUAAUGUCAAAGGAACCACAUUGCCUAGGAUAGCAGUUAACGAACACGCAUUUAUGAUCUCUCAGCUGAAAAUCAUUGAUCGGAGCCACAGGCAGAAACUUCAGCUGAAGGCCCUGGAUGUUGUUUUGUUUGGACCUCUUACACGGCCACCUCAUAACUGGAUGAAAGACUUCAUACUCACAGUUUCCAUUGUGAUUGGUGUGGGCGGCUGCUGGUUUGCAUACACUCAGAACAAGACCUCGAAAGAGCACGUCACAAAAAUGAUGAAAGAUUUGGAAAGCCUUCAGACAGCCGAGCAGAGCCUGUGUGAAUUGCAAGAGAGGCUUGAAAAAGCACAGGAGGAGAACCGGACUGUCGCUGUAGAAAAGCAAAAUCUGGAGCGCAAGAUGAUGGAUGAAAUUAACGAUGCAAAACGGGAAGCCUGUCGUCUGAAAGAGUUGAGGGAAGGAGCCGAAUGUGAGCUCAGCCGGCUUAAGUAUGCAGAAGAGGAGCUGGUUCAGGUCCGUAUGGCUUUAAAAAAGGCUGAGAAAGAGUUUGAACUGAGAAGUAAUUGGUCUGUCCCUGAUGCACUGCAGAAGUGGCUCCAGUUGACGCACGAAGUGGAAGUCCAGUACUACAACAUUAAGAGGCAGAAUGCAGAAAUGCAGUUAGCCAUUGCCAAGGAGGAGGCAGAAAAGAUUAAAAAGAAGAGAAGUACUGUCUUUGGGACAUUACAUGUUGCGCACAGCUCUUCCCUUGAUGAAGUGGACCACAAGAUUCUGGAGGCAAAGAAAGCACUUUCUGAGCUAACCACCUGUUUGCGAGAGCGCCUCUACCGAUGGCAGCAGAUUGAGAAGAUCUGUGGCUUCCAGAUAGCGCACAACUCAGGGCUGCCAAGUCUGACUUCCUCCCUUUACUCUGAUCACAGCUGGGUGGUCAUGCCACGAGUCUCCAUCCCACCUUAUCCCAUUGCGGGCGGCGUGGACGACCUGGAUGAAGAUACUCCUCCAAUCGUCUCUCAGUUCCCUGGGGCCAUUGUAAAACCCGCCACCUUAGUAAGAAGCAGCAGCAUGUGUCGUUCCAGGAGAAACGUCGUGCCGUCCUCUCCACAGUCGCAGCACUUGGCACAAACCCCGCACACCCCUCUUAUUACACAAGCUACUUUGCCCUCUCCAGACCCUGACAUCCUCUCCGUGUCAAGUUGCCCUGCUGCGUACCGCACAGAAGAGGAGGAGGAGGCCAUUUAUUUCAUGGCUGACAAACAAUGGGACGUACAAGAUACAGGCUCAGAAUGUGACUCCAUAACUUCCUCUGUCGGGCGGAAGCAGUCUCCCCCUUCGAGCCUUGAAAUAUAUCAGCCCCUGUCGCCUCAAAAAAUAUCGAGGGAAGAACUCUCGCUGGAGGAGUCCUCCACCGGAGACUCUUCGUCCUUAACCGCUGACAUUUCCCGGGGUUCCCCCGACUGCGUGGGCAUGACUGAGACUAAAAGUAUGAUCUUCAGUCCAGCCAGUAAGGUCUACAACGGCAUCCUGGAGAAGUCCUGCAGCAUGAGCCAGCUCUCAAGCAGCACCCCCGUCCCCAAGCCCCGCCACACCUCCUGUUCGUCCACCAGCAGCGAAAGCAAAGCAGGCCACGAGACCGCCGCUGCCCCCCGGACAAGCAGCCUGUCACAGGACCUCUGCCAGAAUGGGGAACGAAACAAAAAGUCCUCCAAAAUCAAAAGCCUUUUCAAGAAGAAGUCCAAGUGAGGCUACGGGAAAAGGCGCUUGAGGGUGGCAUCGGUGGACUUGUUGAUGACUUAUUUUUUUUUCCUUAUUUUUUUUCUAAUUAAGAAUGUAGUCCAUCUAGGUUUUUCCAAGCCCGGAUGCCCUGGCGGUAAAACCUCUUAGGUCAAACUCCUCUUCUGUGUCUAAAUGACUAUAAAGUCAAGAUGUGCCAGCUGUUGAUGAGAAAAAAAAAAUUCAAGACGGUUUACAGUCAUUUGUCUAUUUAUUUCUGUUUUUUUUUUUAGUUUAUAUAUAAAAACUUUUUUAAAAAACAAAAAACCACUUUAACACAAGCUUUAACGGACUAGGGAGCCCAGGCCGGGUUCGCCAAAGUUUCUUUUCUUUUUUUCUUGUUUACUGAAGCGUCUUCAUAUCUUUCCACAGAGCUAUGGCAUUUGCAUACUGGACUUAAAAGAAACUCAAUGAAGUAAAAACUACUUAAAUUGCACUACUGUUUUCUUGACUGGAAAGUAUCUCUGCAAGUGGAUACUUCUGACUUGUAAGAUGACAGGAAAAAAGAUGGGUUGGUUCAAUAUUUUUAGGUCAUUUUUAUGUAAAAAACUAGCAUUUCUAACUGUCAGUUUCUGGAAUGGGAGCCUCAUUUCCUCUACAGAAUGCUUCUCUAACUGCAUUUGUUAAUGUAAAUGAUUUGGGUUCUGCUGUAAAGAUCGUAAUUAUCCAGGGUUUUCACUGUGAUUCUACUGCAUUGCACAGGCUUUUAAAAAAGAGACUCUUGCUGAGAGAAGAAGCUCCUGAUUCCAUAUGCAAGCGAUAAAAGGUUAAACUUGAUUUGAAGGACUUUUUAAAGACAUUCGCAUCCUUAAAAACUGGGAUAGGGACAACUGUGGGCACUUGUUUACAUACUUUGACAGACAAAGGAUGUUUGAUUUGUGAAUAUUUGUACUGUG